This is a messenger RNA of Mangifera indica (mango), 1605 nucleotides long. Its product is annotated as cytochrome P450 CYP82D47-like. Gene Ontology annotation, biological process: defense response to other organism. The transcript has 2 exons. The record is from RefSeq and is a predicted model, not a curated record. Bases 1 to 1605 code for a protein of 534 amino acids. Lineage: Eukaryota; Viridiplantae; Streptophyta; Magnoliopsida; Sapindales; Anacardiaceae. Gene Ontology annotation, molecular function: monooxygenase activity; oxidoreductase activity, acting on paired donors, with incorporation or reduction of molecular oxygen; iron ion binding.
AUGGAGUUCCUUCUUGCAUUCCCAGCUUCUUCGUUUGUUGCUUUGUCUUCUUUCUUAGUCUUCAUAUACUGUUUACUGUGGAUUUCAAGAAGUAAUCGACUAUAUAGCAAGGGUUUACGUUUACCUCCGGAAGCUGGCGGCGCAUGGCCUUUACUUGGCCACCUUCCUCUAUUCGGAGGAACAAAACCUCCUCAUGUAGUGCUGGGCAAUCUGGCUGACAAAUACGGGCCAAUCUUCACUAUCAAGAUGGGCGUGCAUCGUACUGCCAUCGUGAGCAGUUGGGAAUUGGCUAAAGAGUGUCUCACUACCAACGAUAAAGUCUUCGCCAACCGUCCGAAGAUGUUAAUGUCCGAGAUCCUUGGCUAUAAUUACGCCAUGGUUGGCUUCAGCCCGUACGGACAUUACUGGCGUCAAAUUCGGAAGAUAGCCACGCUCGAACUCCUCUCCACCCACCGACUCAAGACGUUCAGGCAUAUACGAGAAUCCGAGGCAAGAGCUGGCCUAAAAGAGAUAUACGAACUAUGGAACAAGAAUAAAAGUAGUAGUGAUGAAAAUAAAGUGAUGCUGGAAAUGAAGAAAUGGUUUGGAGACAUAGCGUUAAACGUGAUUUACAGGAUAAUUGUAGGGAAGAGAUAUGUGGGAAAUACAUCAUCAAAUGAGGCUGAAGAGGACGAUCCGUGGCGAGAUUCAAUAAGGAAAUGGUUUGAAUUGGCGGGGAAAUUUGCAGUGUCUGAUGCAAUCCCGUCUCUGAGGUGGUUGGAUUUGGGCGGAAUUGAAAAGGCUAUGAAGAAUACAAUGAAAGAAUUAGAUUAUUAUGUUCAAAAAUGGUUAGAAGAGCACAAGCGGAAGAGAGUCUCUAGGGAGGUGAAGGGCGAUGAAGACUUCAUGGACGUGAUGCUGUCCAUUGUAGAAGACACAGCAGAAGACUUCGCCAAUCAUGAUACUGAUACUAGCAUUAAAGCUACAUGUCUGGCUCUUAUCAUGGCGGCUUCAGAUACCACAACAGUGACUUUGACAUGGGGUCUUUCACUGUUACUCAACAACCGUGAUGUCCUACAGAAAGCGCAACAGGAAUUAGACACCCACAUCGGUAGAGAGAGGUUGCCGAAUGAAUCAGACAUGAAGAACUUGGUCUAUCUCCAAGCAAUCAUCAAGGAAACGCUGCGUUUAAGCCCAGCUGCAGCGAUGACAGUUACACACGAGUCUUUAGCUGAGUGCACAGCGGGGGGCUACCAUAUUCCUGCAGGCACAAGACUAUUUGUUAAUCUCUGGAAGGUUCAUCAUGAUCCACGUAUAUGGCCAGAUCCUGAUAAGUUCAAGCCAGAAAGGUUUCUUACAACCCACAAGGAUUUCGACAUUAAAGGUGGGAACUUUGAAUAUAUACCGUUUAGUAGCGGUAGAAGAAUGUGCCCUGGGUUCUUAUUUGCAUCUCAGAAUAUGCAGCUAACGAUGGCUACAUUGCUCCAUGGAUUUGAAAUUUCAACUACGUCAGAUGAAAUGGUUGAUUUGGGAGAGAAUUUCGGGACAACCAACCUCAGAUUCUCCAAACUACAAGUCCAUCUCACACCACGCCUUCCCCUCCAUCUUUACCAACAGAAUGACUAG